This is a messenger RNA of Oncorhynchus kisutch (coho salmon), 5195 nucleotides long. RefSeq names its product gastrula zinc finger protein xFG20-1. Lineage: Eukaryota; Metazoa; Chordata; Actinopteri; Salmoniformes; Salmonidae. The record is from RefSeq and is a predicted model, not a curated record. The transcript is spliced from 7 exons. Gene Ontology annotation, cellular component: nucleus. Gene Ontology annotation, molecular function: RNA polymerase II cis-regulatory region sequence-specific DNA binding; DNA-binding transcription factor activity, RNA polymerase II-specific. Gene Ontology annotation, biological process: regulation of transcription by RNA polymerase II; embryo development. Bases 2047 to 3237 code for a protein of 396 amino acids.
GCAGCACGCAACCGCAGAUACACGCACGAAAACACCAACAAGAGUGAGAGACGGUUCAAUGAACGAUUAUUGUGAAAUACCUCAGUCUGAGCCCAAAAGACCUGCAAUCAAAAAAAGUGAGAGUUCUUGGGAAAACAUUUGUCCUCCCCAAGAGAUGCACGUCAUCCAUCCGGUUGAAGAUAGUGCUCUUGUUUUGGAAACAGUGCCUACCACAGUGGUGAGAGACCAGCCUAAGUUGAUUGUGAUCAAGGAGGAACCUUCAGAGGUGGACAUAUGGGGUAGUGGGCCAAAGACUGAACUCAUAAAUGAAAAGGAAGCAGCAACAUCACUUGAUACAGAUGUUGGGUGUCUUGAUGUGCAUCAGCAUUGUCCAGACGGCUCAGACAAACACCCUAUGCUUACUGAGAGCCAAGUGAACCACAGCACUCAUCCGCCCUCAUCCAGAGUGCAAUUGGAGGACCUGGACACACAUUGGAUGCCGCCUGCAUGUUCACAGAGCCAGGAUGCACAGCAGAUCACACCUGCUGCACAGAGAAACUCCAUAACUGGAAACAGCUCUGGUGGUAUAACAAAUGUGCCCUUUCAGAGUUUCAGUGUGGCAAAGUCAAACAUGAAGAUCCACAGCCUGAGAACGUCAGGAGCUAAAAGAUUUGGCUGUAUGCAAUGUGGCAAGAACUUCAGGUGUUACAGUCAGCUGGAAAUACACCAGCGAAGUCACACUGGAGAAAAACCAUACAGAUGCACGCUGUGUGGAAAGAGAUACGCACAGAAAGGGCAUCUUUAUACCCACCAACGCACCCAUACUGGAGAAAAACCAUAUCGCUGCCUCGACUGUGGCAAGAGCUUCAUUCAAAAAUGCACUCUCGAUAUGCACCAGCGCACCCACACUGGAGAAAAACCUUAUGUUUGUGUGAAAUGUGGAAAGGGAUUUACUAAAAACUGUAACCUUAAGAAACACAUGGGUGUACAUACAGAGUUCAGCAUGCAUGUUUACAGUGAGUCCAGUUUUCAAGAGGACAGAUGGUAAAAUAGACCAUCAGUACUAGUACCAACCAACCAGCCUCUGCAGUGGAUUUGAUGGACUUCAGUCAUUAAAAGUUUUCCUCAUAGAAUAGAAGUUUUUGCUUUUCAGAAAAAUAAAGGUGUCCCUUUUUCAACAUUUGCUAGGUCUCUAUUUUGCUGUCUGUCAUAUUUUUCCUCAUUUCAAAUGGGUUUGGAGGUGAAAUAUAGCCCUGAAAGUAACAGCCAACUGCCAAGGUGUCUAGUUUUUUUAAAUUGGCUCUAAACAUUACUGCAUUGAAUUGUGGGAUAUUUGACAGUAAACCAUGAAAUAAAGCUCAACAGAAGUGUGUCCGUGAAAAAAAAGUCAACGUGACCUUUACUUAAUGCUUUACGGUAAAGUAUCCCACAAUUCAAUGCGGUAAUGUUUCGAUUAAUGAGUGAGAGGUCUAUUCAGAGAUACUUUUGAGAAGAUAGGAAACCAUUGCAUUCUUAUUAACGCCCAUUAUCUACGUUGCUCGCGCCUCGUCAAUGAGCCGCGCGGUGUAUUCUGGGACAAGGAGUAUAUAUAUAUAUUCUAUAAUAGUUUAUAUAUAGUAUAAUAUUUUCUUUCAAUGAGUGAAUGGGAGUCAAUUGGGCGCUAGCGCAAAACCCCAAUAUUCGUCAACAAGAAGUACAACAUUACAAAUAUUUUCCGAGAUGUGAGAUAUUUUACGUGUUCUCUGUAAUAUCGUAUAGCUUUUGCAUCGUGACAUUACGUACUGUCGAGGAAAAUAGGCAUUACCCCGACUUUGAGAAGGGAUUGCGUGACGAUUAGUUUAGCAACUGCGUGAAAACUUGAACGCGAUUGGUCGAGAGUCUGCUGGUGAUGCGUUUUAUAGGUCAUCCAUUAUUUUUUUAAUGGGAUUUCUAUCUCCUAAUUUAUCUAUUAUCUCUGGUCUGUUUGAGCUAGCUAGCCACCCAAUCAAUGUCUAUUAUUAUUCCGUUUUAUUAAUAUAGCCAGCCUAUCAUACGCGUUGGACUUAGUUUCUUUUUAAAAACAAAACCAUGAAUACGAUGAUAAAUCGGGGAAGUUUUCAGACCCAGUUAGUUUCCAUUAUGGAAAUGCUAAGCAAAGCUGCUGUGGUUGAAAUCGGUAAACUUGUCGACGAGUGCUCGGCGGUUCUCCGUUCUGAAAUAUCCCAACAACACAUGAACGAGAACGAGGCAUUAAAGAAGAAAUGUUACCUGCUAGAGAUUGAAUUAAAGACGGUAAAACUGCACGAACGUAAAAGGGUCAUUGCCAGCCGUUGUCAGAAUGGAGUUCAGGUCUCGGGACAAAUAUUUACGCAUCAAGCAACUGAGAACCGAGAGAAGCAGUCUGCCCCCGCCAUAGAGGGUGUCUUUGGUAAGGACUGGUGCAUGGACCUAUGGAGAAAUGGAGACUCUAUCCCUCAGGAUAAAGAGACAAUUGGAUCGGUCAUUUUGGGCGAUGGUGACGUCACUCAGGCAAUAGACUUGGUGGACAAUGAGCCCGAGUUGGUGUUUAUCAAAGAAGAGCUGUUUGAGGAUCAGCCAGUGGACCAGCAGAGGGGACAUGCAAGCAACAGAAAAAGGAGUGUAGCAGUGGAGGAUGCUCCAGGAGUAGAGAGAACAGCUGCCAGUCAACUUCACCUAUACCAGGGGGACUUGAACACAUACCCUUCAAUGCCUGACCCUGCAGGCAGCCAUCAGGUACAGCAUGACACAGAGCAGCCCACAUCCGUUGAGAGCCUCAUGGAAGACCCCACUCUGGCUGGUCUGGUUGACAACACACCAGAGCCUGGCCCUGACACAGCCGAUGGAAUGUACAUGGACUAUCCUCCCCGCAACACAUACGCACCAAGAAACCGGCCAAGCCUCCAGCAGGGAACUGGAAAAGACCUGAAGCAGCAGUUUGACUGUUUGUUUUGUGGGAAGAGCUUUGGUUAUUUAAGCUACUUGAAAGUCCACAUCAGACGCCACUCUGGAGAGAAACCGUUUGGCUGCACAGUUUGCGGGAAGCGCUUCGCUCAGAAGACGUACCUGAAGCUGCAUCAGCGUACACACUCCGGAGAGAAACCCUACAGUUGCACAGAAUGUGGGAAGAGUUUCUCUCAGAAGAGUUCGUUGAAUGUCCACCUCCGGAGUCACACUGGGGAAAAGCCUUAUAGCUGUGUUGACUGUGGGAAGAGCUACACCUAUAAACACGGUUUUAACACACACCAAUGUUUCAAUUAAGGGAUUAGGGAGUAGUCAUUUUAUAUUGUCAAUUUGUUUUUAAUUUACAUUUCAACCUUGUUUUGAAAACUGGCAACCGAAACAUCUUUAACCUUAUUGUAAUCAUGGUGGUUUUCAGUAGGUCAAGUUUGUUUUUAAACUGUUGCGCUACUGUGUGCCCUAAUGAACAUUACCCAGCUGUUACUCUUCACUACAUGGCAGAGAACUGUUCCAUUCAAGUUUUCCCUCUGCGCCGUCCAUAGGAUUGCACACACACUGUGCCUUCUUGUCACACAAUUGGCAAGAGACUAUGCCCCACUGUUAGAUGAGAUUUGAGUGGCAUUUUUGAACAGUGGUUGUCCUGAUACCAGUUGUUUGUGCUACUGUGAAGAAUGCCAGUGUGGUAGACCGAUCAUGUAAAAACGUGUGCCAAAUUUUCUGUCAUGAAUUAUGAAAUUAAAGUAACACGUACAGUAAUACAUUUACUUACUUGUUCACAUUACAUAUUAUAAAAAUGUAAACAUGGCAAAGAUGAAGUUAUACCCUUAAUGCUGCUUUAAUUAUGAAUGUUUACAGCAGAUAAAUAUUCCAGAAAAACAACUGACACAAUCAUGGAAGCAUUAUGUACAAAGUGCACUGCUGGGAACAGAAAUUGAAGAUCUCAUGAAAUGGAUGUUUUAUGUCAAUUGUACCAAUGUAUACAGAGGACAAUGCAGAUAUAGUACCAACUGCCAUCUUGCACCAAACAUUGGCAGGUUCAACCCUUGAGCCUAAAAUAUAGAACAGUGGUAAGUGAACAUUACAGUACUUAUGAAUAGUGCAAUACUCAUGCACCACGUUCUUUGCAAAAUAAAACUUCAUAAUUCACCUUUUGUAGGUAAAUCAUACCAGAUCGCCUAAAACAUCCUGUUAUUGUAGCUAAUUCAGACAAAUUAAGUGUAAUAAAAAAUACACUUAAAGGCUACAACAUACUGUAGCGUAUAUGGGGGGGGGGUCUCCCGACUGGGACUCCCAGGUCCAGCAUCCAGAUCCGAACCCCUUGACAAGGUCGUUGGGUUAAGGUCACGCCAAUAUUGUGAAGUAUGACCUACAUUAGACAGUAUUUGGUUCUCCAGUUUGAGCAGACACACAAUCCUUUAAAGGGGCAAUCAGCAGUUCAGAUAAAGAGGCCUCCCCACCCGUUUCAGUAAAAAGCUGAGUGCUGGGCCUUGAGAAAUGAAGGCUAACCACUCAAAUUCAGAGCUAUCGAUGUUCCAUAAAGUGCAGACUGACCAUCCAUACCAAAAUUAUAGCCUCAAAACAUGGUUAAAACUAUUUAGAGUGGCAUGUAGCCUAGUGGCUGAGUGCGUUGGGCCAGUAACCAAAAGGUCACUGGAUCAAAUCGCAGAGCUGAUAAGAUGAAAAAGCUGUCGAUGUGCCCUUGAGCAAGGAACUUAACCCUAAUUGCUCCUGUUAGUCGCUCUGGAUAAGAGCGUCUGCUAAAUGACUAAAAUGUAAAGUGUUUAUUUACAAGCUUAUUUUGGGUUCUGAUGGUGUACAACAGUUCAACUAAGCUCACGAGGCAUAAAUAAGUUAUGGAUGUAAAAACGGAUGUAGCAACUGUAGAUUGCCCCUUUAAGUCAAGAGUAUUGCAAUCAACAAAAAAUACUUCAUUUAUUUUUAUGAACAGCCAUGUGUGUUUGGAGCAGUUGCUGAUUGACAAAAGACAACUGACACUUAGAACAUUUGUGCACUUGCGUCUUCUUUUUCUUAUUUUCUUCCUUUUGACCGUGAGCUUUGGCCAAGUGCUGAGUGAGGUAUACUUUCUGGGUGAAACCAAUUUCACAUGUGAGGCAUUUGAACGGUUUCUCACCAGUGUGAAGGCGCAUAUGACAUUUCAGAUUGCCCUUCUGUGUGAAUCCUCUCCCGCAGACAGUGCACGUGUGGGGUCUCUCUCCAGUGUGCACCAGGUGGUGUAUCCUCAGGCUUGACGGACAGCU